This is a messenger RNA of Aspergillus homomorphus CBS 101889, 1820 nucleotides long. Its product is annotated as putative cytochrome b5 reductase. Gene Ontology annotation, molecular function: oxidoreductase activity; heme binding. Gene Ontology annotation, cellular component: endoplasmic reticulum. The transcript is spliced from 3 exons. Bases 91 to 1503 code for a protein of 470 amino acids. Lineage: Eukaryota; Fungi; Ascomycota; Eurotiomycetes; Eurotiales; Aspergillaceae. The record is from RefSeq and is a predicted model, not a curated record.
CUCGAAAGUAGCACCCGACGCGUGUGACUCUACUACCUGGCUCAUCUCCUUGCUCAAGGUUCCGACUCCAGGUUGAAUCGCUGUCUCACAAUGCAAGACUUGCCGCAAUAUACGACAGAGGAGGUUGCUGGUCACAAAACGAGAGGCGACCUGUGGAUUACUAUUCAGGGGAAGGUGUACAAUGUCACCGAAUACGUGAGAGAUCAUCCUGGGGGCGCCGAAGUGUUGAUCGAUGUUGCCGGAACCGACGCGACUGAAGCAUACGAGGAUGUGGGACAUUCCGAGGACGCGGACGACAUACUUCAAACCUACUUGAUCGGCACACUGAAAGACGCACGCGAGCGAAUCCGCCCCCAAUCAGUUCGACUGGUUCAGCCCACAAAUCUAUCGCCACCAAAACCUGCACAUAAGAGAGGCUCCACCAGAUCUGUGGCUCUGGCGACUCUCUCGAUUGGCGGUGCAGCAAUAACCCUGUACUUUGGCCGACACAUUUAUACAACGUUACCCGCGGCAUGGCCCGGAUUUUCAGACUUUCGGAGUCUUUUGCGAUCGAUCCAAUCACCGCAUAAAGUGUCUACAUCCGGGGGAUUCUAUACUGGGUUUGCUGCUGCGACCGGAAUUGCUACCAUUGUCGGCUCUGUCGUCGCCUCCAAGCUGUCUCAGAUGACCCAGAUCCAGUCGGGCUUUACGAAGUAUCCGCCGUAUGUGAAGCGUCGCAAGGUCGUUCGCAGCAACCCCCACCUCGCCAAAGGGUUUCUCGAUCCCAAGGAAUACAAGAGUCUUCCCCUGAUUCGAAAAGAGGCACUGGCACCCAACGUCUAUAAGUUUGUCUUGCAGCUUCCAACCCCACAGGAUGUAAUUGGACUCCCCAUCGGCCAGCAUGUAGCAAUCAAAGCCAACAUCGAUGGAACGACGGUCUCGAGAUCAUACACUCCCACGUCCAACAAUCUGGAUCGAGGAGUCUUGGAGUUGGUGAUUAAGUGCUACCCCGACGGCAUGUUGACUGGAAAGUAUCUCGCAAAUCUGGAGAUCGGCGACGAGAUUCAAUUGCGUGGGCCCAAGGGCGCGAUGAAGUAUACCAAGGGCCUCUGCAAAAAGAUCGGAAUGAUUGCCGGCGGCACUGGCAUCACACCAAUGUACCAGUUGAUCCGAGCCAUUUGCGAGGAUGCCACCGAUCUUACCGAGGUCAGCCUUAUAUAUGCGAACCGAUCAGAGGACGACAUCCUUCUGCGACGCGAAUUAGACACCUUUGCGCAGAAUUAUCCUCGGAAUCUUAAGGUCUGGUAUAUGUUGGAUACGGCGCCAGAGAACUGGACAUUCGGCAGGGGGUAUGUCACACCGGAGAUUAUGAGAGAGAGAUUGCCUGCUCCGUCCUCCGACACGAAAGUCAUGCUCUGCGGCCCACCGGGCAUGGUCAACGCAUCCAAGAAAGCACUGGCAUCCCUCGGAUUUCAGACUCCUGGGGCUGUGGCCAAGAUUUCUGAUGAGAUAUUCUGUUUUUAAAGGCUCGAUGGUGUCGUGGAAAUCCAUUUUCAUUUUUUGAAUGCUUUUAUCAUCAGUAUCUCGCAAGUCUCGUAGCACAUAUCCUCAUUUGAGGAUAUGAAGUUGAUAAACAGAAACGAGAGCGGACAGCAGGUAUCGUAACGACUGUUUUAGAAAAAGAAUAUAUCUUGACAGCCCCGCCCUUAAGAUAGACUUUAGUAGCCAAGGAAUCUUGUUCUUUUUGACUCAGGAUCUAGACGAGAGAGAAAUAAAUUCAAAUAAGAGAAAGUGAUCAUCACGGCUCAGCAAUCAGAGGCUCGAUGUCAACUGUAACUUGC